This is a messenger RNA of Theileria equi strain WA, 1056 nucleotides long. Its product is annotated as signal peptide-containing protein. The coding region runs from base 1 to 1056 and encodes 351 amino acids. NCBI's taxonomy places the organism in Eukaryota, Apicomplexa, Aconoidasida, Piroplasmida, Theileriidae. The transcript has a single exon. The record is from RefSeq and is a predicted model, not a curated record.
AUGAAAAUUUUGGCACUCUUAUACGCGGUAUAUCUGCUAGGCCUUGGCUGUUGUGAAGAUGAUGACAAGGUUUUAGAAUCUGUAAUAAUCCCUGUGGAUACAGUACCAGAAACACCUUUGGAUAUAGGAAAUAUAGAUCCCUCUCUCUAUCUUUCCAAUGGAUUCAACGACGAAGGGAUUGAUUGUGUUCUUAUAGUUCCUAGAGAGGGUGUAUUGGUGAAUAAAGUCGUUUGCGGAGAGACCAUUAUUUGGAGCUGCGGAGAGGGAGAAAACUUUGAAUAUGCCAAGCUAUACCUCAAGGACGGAGAACCUAUGGUUAUUCUUAUAGCAAAGGUCAGAGGGAAUUUAGCAUUAGGCAGAUCGUAUGUAAGGAAUGGAGAUAUUUGGGAAUGCCGUACUGAUACAUCUCAGGAGAAAAUCCAUGACCUAAGGGUUCCCAUGGAACGUACUAGAUCCUUUAUUAUAAAUCUUGAAGAGGAUAAAGACACAACGGAAUGCAGAAUAUUUGAUACAAAGCUCAUUGGAGCUCCAGCAAGGUUGUACUAUGCGAAACCGGGAUAUAAAGCUACGGAACUACUGCACGCUGGAGUAUCCAUAUGGAAGGCAGAAAAGGGUGAAAUAUGCACAUCUUGUAAUUUAUACUACUGUGAUGGCACACCAAUAGUUUUAGUUAUAGUAUUAAAGGGCGAAAUAGACAAUGGUUACAUCUACCUAAAAUGGGAGUCUGGAAAAUGGAGAGAAUCUGAUCGCGAAGAAUUCGAUGUUGAAAGGGAUAAACUUAGAGAUUUAGAGCCAAUUACUACCGAGGAGGCCAUAGAAGAACUCCUUCCAUACAGAUCAUUGUUUAGUGUGUGCUUGGGAACGUUGACUUUAAGUAUGAAUACAGUCUAUGAAUACACAUCUUCCAUUUUUUCAAGACUUUAUAAUAUGAGAAACCUGAGGCAUUCUAAUAAUACAACCGGGUCGAGUGAUACAGAUGGACAAGAUCUUGAGACCAUUGUUGUAUAUAGUGACAAUGUGGAAACCCAGAACGGUAAUAAAAUCUACAAUGUUUAA